Molecule: messenger RNA, 2234 nt
Organism: Setaria italica (foxtail millet)
Lineage: Eukaryota; Viridiplantae; Streptophyta; Magnoliopsida; Poales; Poaceae
Product: transmembrane 9 superfamily member 11
Exons: 1
Coding region: 50-2056 (668 amino acids)
Biological process (GO): protein localization to membrane
Cellular component (GO): membrane
Source: RefSeq, a predicted model, not a curated record
GUUGCAGCUCGAUCGCUUCCCCCACCUCGAAGUGGAAGGCCAUAGCGACAUGGCUUCUCUCUUCACGUCCACCAUCUCUGCCUUCCUGCUCAUCCUUCUCACCCAUUCCGGGCACUGCCCGGCCGCUGCAUUCUACCUCCCCGGAAGCUACCCCCAGCGGUACCGCCCUGGCGACACCCUGGCCGCCAAGGUGAACUCCCUGACCUCGCCGUCGUCGAAGCUCCCCUACCCCUACUACUCCCUCCCCUUCUGCGCUCCACAAGACGGCGUCCACCACGCCGCCGAGAGCCUCGGCGAGCUCCUCCUCGGCGACCGCAUCGAGACGUCGCCGUACCGCUUCUCCAUGCUCAACAACACCGCCCCGCUGUUCCUCUGCCGCACCGACCCCCUGACCCCCGGCGCCACCGAGCUCAUCAAGUCCCGCAUCGACGACACCUACCAGGUCAACCUCCUCCUCGACACGCUCCCCGUCAUGCGCUACGUGAAGAGCCCGAUUGCGCCCGACACGCUCCUCCGCUCCACCGGCUUCCCCGUCGGCGUGCGCGCCGACGACGGCGAGUACUACGUGUACAACCACCUCAAGCUCACCGUGCUGGUGAACAAGCAGAACGGCACCACCAGGGUGGAGACCUUGAUGGCGACAGCCGACGGGGCGGAGCUGCUCAGCCUCAACGGCGGCAAGGACGGCGGCGGCGGUGGCUACACGGUCGUCGGGUUCGAGGUCGUCCCGUGCAGCGUGGACCACGACGCCGCGGCUGUCAGGGACAAGAGCAUGUACGACGAGAUCGCGUCGAAGGCCGCCGCCGGGUGCGACCCGUCGGUGGUCGGCAUGCGCGUGCAGGGCAACCGGCCGCUGGUCUUCUCCUACGAGGUGGCCUUCGUGGAGAGCGGCAUCGAGUGGCCGUCGCGCUGGGACGCGUACCUCGAGAUGGGCGGAGCCAAGGUGCACUGGUUCUCCAUCCUCAACUCCAUCGUUGUGGUCGCGUUCCUGGCCGCCAUCGUGCUCGUCAUCCUGCUGCGAACCGUGCGGCGCGACCUCGCGCAGUACGAGGACCUGGGCGGCGAGUCGGGGGCGCAGGCGGACGAGCUGGUGGCCGGGUGGAAGCUCGUGGCCGGCGACGUGUUCCGGGAGCCCAGCCACCCGGUCCUCCUCUGCGUGCUCGUCGGCGACGGCGUGCGCAUCCUGGGCAUGGGCGUGGUCACCAUCGUCUUCGCCGCGCUCGGGUUCAUGUCCCCCGCGUGCCGCGGCGCGCUGGUCACCGGCAUGCUCUGCUUCUACCUCGUCCUGGGCGUGGCCGCCGGGUACACCGCCGUGGCCGUGUGGAAGACGGUGCGGCGGGGCGACGCCGCCGGGUGGAAGUCCGUGGCGUGGCGCGCCUCCUUCGCCUUCCCCGGCGUCGGGUUCGCCGUGUUCACUGUGCUCAACUGCGUGCUCUGGUACAACGGCAGCACCGGCGCCGUGCCGUUCCUGCUGUUUCUCGUCAUCCUCCUCCUGUGGUUCUUCGUGUCCGUGCCGCUCACCCUUGCCGGUGGCCUCGUCGCGUCCCGCGCCCGCCACGUCGAGUUCCCCGUCAAGACCAACAAGAUCGCCCGGCAGGUGCCGGCGGCGCAGUGCUCGCCGUGGGUGUUCGUAGCGGUGGCCGGGACGCUGCCGUUCGGGACGCUGUUCAUCGAACUCUUCUUCAUCAUGUCGAGCCUGUGGCUGGGCCGUGUCUACUACGUGUUCGGGUUCCUGCUGGUGGUGCUGGCGCUGCUGGUGACGGUGUGCGCCGAGGUGUCGGUGGUGCUCACGUACAUGGGGCUGUGCGUGGAGGAUUGGCGGUGGUGGUGGCGCGCCUUCUUCGCCUCCGGCUCCGUCGCGCUCUACAUCCUGGGCUACGCCGUCUACUACCUGGUGUUCGACCUGCACAGCCUCGCCGGGCCGGUGUCCGCCGCCCUCUACGUCGGCUACUCACUGCUGAUGGUGCUCGCCGUCAUGCUCGCCACCGGCGCCGUCGGGCUCGGCGCGUCCUUCUGCUUCGUCCACUACCUCUUCUCCACCGUCAAGCUGGACUGAUUCGUGUCGUACGAGUUGAGUUGCCGCGCGCAGUCAUGUGCCGAUGAUGACCCUUUAGGGCCGUAUAUGUGUCGUGCUUUGAUUUGUUUUUUAAAUAAGAGUGUUGUGAUCAUUUUUUUUUGGGUAUGGUUAGAUCAUGUACGGUAAUAUUUUUUAUCGCAAUUAACAAUGAAAUGAG